Molecule: messenger RNA, 1935 nt
Organism: Osmia bicornis bicornis
Lineage: Eukaryota; Metazoa; Arthropoda; Insecta; Hymenoptera; Megachilidae
Product: SET domain-containing protein SmydA-8-like
Exons: 7
Coding region: 91-1581 (496 amino acids)
Molecular function (GO): protein binding
Source: RefSeq, a predicted model, not a curated record
UGCUGUUUUCAGACUUCAUUACGUUAGUCACCGUCGUCGAGAGUGUUCAGCUGCACUCAAGAGACUUGCUGAAGAAAAUCAUCGUACAGGAUGAGUUUUCAAGAUAUCGUGGAACCGGAAAAGGUGGAAGAAUUAUUGGUAUCUCAUUUAAAAGAAAAUAACAUCGCAUGCGAGGAUCCACGACCGUGGACCGUUCGUUAUUCGAAUUUAGGUGGUCGUGGCAUGUUCGCUACUCGAGAUAUAGCGCCGAACGAAUUGAUUUUCAUCGAUGCACCUAUGGUGAUCGGGCCAAGGUGCGUGGGCAAACAUUUGCAAAUGUGCGCGUGUUGUUACAAGAACGAGUGCCCUUUAUUUCCAUGCGAUCGGGGCUGCGGUUUGCCGGUAUGCUCGUCGCAAUGCGAAAAUUCACCGAAACAUGUGAAUUACGAAUGCGAGUAUUUGAGGUCAUUGGUACCGACUUGUGGCACAGAUUGGUCCUUGAAUUUGUUACUGGCAUUGAUUCCGAUUCGCGCUUUAUUCAUGACGGAACAGCAGCGUGAAUGUUUGCGCGCUCUUCAAUGCGAUCAAACUAUCACUUCUAAUUACGAGAUCGAACUACUUCUACGAACCGUGGAGAAAUCUCCGAACGAAAAGGAUAUGGAAUUAAUGAAACGCGUUUGCGGAGCAUUCAACUCGAAUUCAUUCGAAACAGUUAGCGUUCACGAUAAGGAUCGUUCGUCAAGUUUGCGCGGUCUUUAUCCUUUAGGAGGGCUACAGAAUCACAAUUGCGUACCAAAUACAAGACAUCAUUUUGACGGAAAGUAUCGGCUGUAUGUUAAUGCCGCUCUUCCAAUUGCCGCUGGAGAAGAAGUUACUAUGUCUUACACGAAUUUGUUCUGGGAUACGACAUUGAGAAGACAAUUUUUAAGAAUCACCAAACAUUUUUCUUGUACGUGCAAGAGAUGCAGCGAUCCCACGGAAUCUGGAACGAGAUUAGGUGCACUUCUGUGCGCAUUUGAUGAUUGUUCAGGAAAUUUGUUACCUGCAGAUCCUCUUAACAUUGGAACUUCCUGGGUUUGUGAUAGAUGCAGGAAGACUAUAAAUAAUCGACAGAUAUGUUCGAUUCGUUCAGGUAUUGCGGCCGUAACCGAAGAGAUUCUGUACAAAUCUCCACGACAGAUUUUCAGGUUUAUGCAAAAGGAACUCAUGUGUAUAAUUCCUUUGAGUAAUUAUCUAAUCGUAGACGUAAAGUUUCGAAUUAUAUCGUAUUACGGCAGGAGCGAAGGUAUCGAGUGGGCAGAUUUGACUGAUAUCGAGUUGGAUACAAAAUCAAAAUACUGCCAUGAUUUACUUUGUAUAUUGGAUGUUUUAAAUUGCGGUGAUUGCAAAAAAAAAGGGCUUAUUUUGUAUGAAUUAUAUUGCUCAAACCUCGAAAAAUUGAAACGGUUUCGACAACAAAAUGCUGAGAAAGUACAAUCAAAUUUUUCUGUGGAGACUGAUGAAAAUCAACGUAUACUAGAAAAAGCAAUCGUUAUUCUGCAAAAUGAUGUUGUUUCAGCUACUACUAUUGAACAUGAUAAGAAAUACUUUAACCAAUUUUAAGUAUUAUUUAAAAAAUAACAGAAAGGAAAUGAAUAGACAAAUAUUUAUUGAAAAUUAUACCAAAAGUAUAAUUAUGUGAGUGAACAAGUUUGUGUUAAAAAACAUUUAUUUAGAAAAAUAAUAGGUACUGUUAUUUGUCGUUAGACAGAAUUGAAGUAUAUAAAUUUAGAAGGUUAAUUUCAUUAAAUAUAAAAACAAAUACAUAUAAACAUAUAUUCGUUAAGUAUAUAAUUCAUUACAAUGUUUAAUCGUCAUGAUUAUAAUUUUGAUCAAGAAAGAUGUAUAAAGAUUGAAUAAUAUAUAAAAAGACAUUAGUUAUGGAAAAUUAAAAAACUAGGUGUUAAGAAAAACGUA